AUGUCAAAUUUAGGAAAAUGUACUAGAUGUCAAAAAACUGUUUACUCUCAAGAAGGUUUUAUUGCAGUAAAAGUUCCAUUCCACCGUUCUUGUUUUAAAUGCGAAGUUUGUAAUUGGCAAUUAGUUUUAACAAAUUAUAAAUCAAUUAAUGGUAAAGUUUAUUGUGCAAAUCAUUAUCCAGUUGGUGGUUUAUCAGUUACACCAGAAAAAACACAUACAACAUCAGAUGACCUUGUAAUGAAGAAUGCUUUGAAUGCACCUCGUGUUGAGACAGUAAAUGAACAAUUAAGAGGUGGAAAUGAAAAGCCACAAACCAGUACUGAUGAUUUAGUUACAAAGAAUGCUUUAAAUGCACCAAAGAGUAAUUUAGUAAAUAAUCAAGUUAGAGGUACAUCAGAUUCUGCACCACUCACAAGUGCUGAUGAUUUAGUUACCAGAAAUGCAUUAAAAGCACCCAAGAGUGAUUUAGUAAAUAAUCAAGUUAGAGGUACAUCAGAAAUGGGCCCUCAAGCUGGUAUCGACAUAGUUACAGCUAAUGCGCUCAAAGCACCAAAAUUAGAGACAAUGUCAGGUUAUCAAAAAAGUGUACAAAAUUAG
Dictyostelium discoideum AX4 is the source of this 597-nucleotide messenger RNA. It is a transcript of the gene limD1, whose product is annotated as LIM-type zinc finger-containing protein. NCBI's taxonomy places the organism in Eukaryota, Evosea, Eumycetozoa, Dictyosteliales, Dictyosteliaceae. The transcript has 2 exons. Bases 1 to 597 code for a protein of 198 amino acids. The record is from RefSeq and is a predicted model, not a curated record.